Vespula vulgaris is the source of this 8312-nucleotide messenger RNA. It is a transcript of the gene ctrip, whose product is annotated as E3 ubiquitin-protein ligase TRIP12. Gene Ontology annotation, biological process: DNA damage response; regulation of double-strand break repair; proteasome-mediated ubiquitin-dependent protein catabolic process. Gene Ontology annotation, cellular component: nuclear speck. The transcript is spliced from 26 exons. Lineage: Eukaryota; Metazoa; Arthropoda; Insecta; Hymenoptera; Vespidae. The coding region runs from base 821 to 7114 and encodes 2097 amino acids. Gene Ontology annotation, molecular function: zinc ion binding; ubiquitin protein ligase activity. The record is from RefSeq and is a predicted model, not a curated record.
CUUUCAGUCUACCUCGGUGGUGCGCGUUUGGCGUGUCUCUCGGUGUGUGGCUCAUUGUGCGUGAGGGGGGGACACAUCGUUGGAACCGCUCACCAACGUAGGUUGCGUGCGCGUGAGUCCUGUUCCCGGACGGUGAAUAGACGUAUGUAUAAAAGGAAGGACAUAGACUGUCGUGAAAGCUUUUGCGAGUGAGAAGAGAACAUUUUCCUCGUAAUGCCCUGGGCAUGUUGUACCGACAUUCAGGUAAUACGCACAAUAGUCAUCCCCUCGGGGGGAAGGACCGGUCGUUUCUGCCCUCAUGCGAGGGAUUUUCUUUUUUGGUGUACCUGAGGUCAUACAGCACACACACUGGGCUUCGAGAGCGAGAGAGUAGUUCACAAGAUAGGAGGGGAGGGAAAGAGUAAGACUGAUAGAGGACAGAGAGUGAGAAGGGGGAAGGUAGUGGUGGAAAAAGAACUCGUCCUCCAUUACUUGCUUGCAAGCAAAUGGUGGAUCGCUGCUUAUGAGUCUCUUUGUUAAAUUCCUUUAUAUCUAUCUUCGAUCUUUUUCGAUUUACUUAUUCCUCUCGCGAUUGUUAUUCUCACAAUUCAUCUCAAACCUUUCACAAAGCGUUCGUACAGAUGUCAAUGGCACAAUUUUGCAUUGUUACCCUUAUCGCGGAUGGACUUCAGUUACAGUGUUUGUUAUGAUUCUGCCUUUGGUAUACUAUCUCUUUCGCUGCGUAGGAAAAACAUUAAUUGCGUGUUAUUUAGUCACGGUCUUCUUAUCACAGUGCGCAGCGAUUUAACACGGCAGUAUAGUGGCAUGAGUCAAUUAAUCUAUGGCAGAUCAACAAGAUCAGUUGUUGUCAGGGGGGUCUGUAGAGAAGGCCAGUGCUUCAGCAGGUACCUCUAAAAUUAGAGGGAAAAGCUCAGGCAGUGGUACAAGUGGCUAUAGAAAGCGACAAAGUAGUGGUAUCCCAGUGCCAGUAGAAGAGAAAAGACGUAGACAAACUAUUGGUGAUCCUCAACCACCUCAGGACCUUGACAACACAUCUGCACAUAGACAUUCUAUAGAUUCUUCAAAAGGAGAAGACAAGAUAAAGGGUGAACGCAGAAAUCAUGGAAGUGGUUUAGGACCAUUCCUAGAUACAGAUUGGAGACUGCAACACAAGGUUCAGCAGUCUAAUUGUGGUAUUAGUGGUAAUACAAGAGUUCGCAACACGAGGACAAGUUUGCCAGAGUUAAACUUGACAGCUAUAGAUUGUGUAGCUUCGAGGACUCGUUCUCGUACCCCACAAAAUUCAGCAACUUUAUUGCAAGCAAGCAGUAGCUACAACUUAUCAUUAAAUAGUGGCUAUAGUAAUCGAAAAUCAUCUUCGACGUACAACAACUUGGCAUCAUCAUCGAGUGCUACUCCUGUUUCUAGCAAUUCAACUACAUCAAGGGAAAGAGAUCAGACUGUAUCAUUAGGCCUGAGGAUGAGCGAAUGUCUGGAAGGAUUUGUGUCUGCUGUCAAAGCACUUUUUCCAAUAUCAACACAAACGUACCAUCAAGAAGGGUCCAAAGCACACGGUGGUGCGACCUGCACAAGUAGCAGUACGAGUAGUCAAAUCUUGGGUGUGAAGUCCAACGUCAGAGUGGGUAACACAGCUAGCAAUUCUGUGGAGAGUGGUGGGGGGGCGUUGGCACAUGACGGGGCAGGCACUAGUGGCAUUACAUCAACAGCCACUACUAAUCCAGCUGUGUCUGCCACCGCUACUGCCACCCCUGCACACCCUCAUCCUUCACAAAAACAUCCACUUCGUUCGCGUAUAAAACUUUUAAGUGAACAACCUAAGGAACUGCCAUCGAGUAACAAGACUUCAGGAAAACAUAAAAAAGAUUCCACAACGGGUUCCUGUUCUAGCUCAAGACAUCGCUCUUCAUCACGAGCACGGAAGUCAAUGGUGGAAAGUACUUCUGGAGGUACCGGAAAUAUAAUGUCAGGGAAUGAAUCUAUUACUAACAGUGCUACCCCAACAUCUGUAUCAUCUUCUAUCCCUGGUAGUCAAUUAGUUACUACUACGGGUGAAGAUGAAGGAGGGUCAGCUGUAACAUCUGCUACUGCGAGUGGAGGACCAUCUGGAUUAUCUGGUACAACAGGAGAUAGUGAAAGUGAUGAUGGUGAAGUUGGGAGAUUACAAGCAUUAUUAGAAGCUAGAGGUUUACCUCCUCAUGUAUUUGGUGCAUUGGGGUCACGAAUGCAACAUCUUUUGAAUAGAAGUAUGGGAGCAAGCUCAGCUGCAAAAGCACAACAGCUCCUAGCUGGUUUACAAGCUGUUGAUGACGAAGGCGAACAAUUACAAGCUGUCAUAGGAAUGGGAGAAAUACUUGUUAUGGGAAAUGAAGAUACAUUAACAGGUUUUCCUGUUAAACAAGUGGUUGCAGCUUUAAUAAAUUUACUUGGAAUAGAGCACAACUUCGUUAUAAUGACACAUGCUUGUCGUGCUUUGACAUACAUGAUGGAAGCUUUGCCUCGAUCUUCUACCGUUGUUGUUGAUGCUGUACCAGUAUUUCUACAGAAGCUAGAAUCAAUUGAAUGUAUGGAUGUUGCUGAACAAUGCUUAACAGCUUUAGCUAUGUUAUCCCGUCGACAUAGCAAAACAAUAUUACACGCGGGUGGUGUAUCAGCUUGUUUGAAAUUUGUUGACUUCUUCAAUAUCACGGCUCAACGCGCAGCAUUAACAAUCACAGCUAAUUGCUGUCAAAAUCUUCAUCCUGACGAUUUUCAUCUAGUCGCAGAGAGCUUACCAUUGUUAACAAACAGACUGACAAAUCAGGAUAAAAAAAGUGUUGAAUGUGUUUGCCAAGCUUUCAGUCGACUGGUUGAUAGCUUUCAACAUGACCCAGUUAUGCUACAUAAAAUUAUCAAUGCAGAACUUCUUCAAAAUUUACAACAGUUGCUUAUGAUUACACCACCUGUAAACAGUAUUGGCAACUUCAUAACAGUGCUACGAAUGUUAUCUGUGAUAUCAAAUCGCUGUCCUGAUCUGGCGCAGCUGCUUUUACAACAAAAUAUAGCUUUCACGUUAAGUUAUCUUUUAACUGGAUCUUUGGAAAUAAAAACUGAAGAUGUAGAAUUAGUACCACGUUCACCACAAGAAUGGUUUGAAAUUACUUGUUUAAUCGAAGAACUUAUGCCUCCGCUACCAACUGACGGUAUAUUCAGUGUAAAUAGUUUACUCGAAAGGACCAGUAGUCAACAAGAAACAGUCCAUUGGGAGUGGCGUGAUGAAAGGCAUUGCUGCCAUCCGUUCAGCACUAUUGAUUCUAGGAUUAUUGAGAUGGCAUUUCAAAAUGGAGAAGAUGAGAUAUGUCUUUCCACUCUAGGGAGGACAUAUACAAUAGAUUUGACUGUGAUGAAACAGAUUAAUGAGGAUAUUGGAAUGGCACGGAGUAUAUUUCGUAGAGUGAAUGCUCAUCCUGUUGAGGGUAAAAGCCCUACUUGCUCAUCUAGCAUGGACGUAGUACCUCCAGUGAUCGAAACAAAUGAAUGGUUGGUAUCUUUUAUACGAACUUUAUUCUCCGUACUCUACGAAGUGUAUAGUAGUUCAGCCGGGCCUGCUGUAAAAUGUAAAUGUUUACGUGCACUUCUUCGUAUGGUAUAUUAUGCCUCCACUGAUUUAUUAAAGGAUGUUUUGAAAAAUCAAGUUGUAUCAUCGCAUAUAGCAGGAAUGUUAGCGUCGCAAGAUUUACGAAUAGUUAUAGGAGCUCUACAAAUGGCAAGUAUCUUAAUGAAAAGAUUACCGCAAGUAUUUGGGGUCCAUUUCCAUCGUGAAGGUGUCUUACAUCAAAUACGGCAGCUAGCUGAUCCUGAAAUACCUCUUGGAGUUUCACCGCCCAAGUGCUCUUCUGGUACAUCAUUACCAAGUCCACAACCAGGUCCAUCUACACCCAUUUCUUCCACCAUGAUGUUGUCCUCUAGUAGUGCUACGUCUCCUAUUGCUUCUCCAUCGACAAAUGGUAAUAUAUUAUUUGGCGCAGUUGCAACAUGUCAAAUGAAGCCAAAUCUUACCCCUUCAAUGGAUACACAUAGUAGGACAGAUUUGAAUACCACCGUAGAAGAUGCAAGUACACCGCAAAGUGCUCAUCUAAGGAUCGGAGAUGUUUUGAAAAGAAAACGUCAAAACAAGAAAGGUCGGUUCUCUAGAUUGGGUGGUACUACGACGCAACAAACCCAACAACCAGAAUCACUUUUCACUGGUUUUACACAAAAGAAUAAUCGAUUUUUGGGAAAUCUUAAUCCUGCUAGAUGGGGAAGAAAAUCGUCAUCGUCAAGCACUGUUAGUGAUAAGAGAGACACAAGUUCUUCAACCAGUUUAUCAAAACCACCAAGUAAUCCAAAUUUAUCAGGUGGUAAUCGGGAUAAGGCAAAAGCAUGGGUACGCGAACAAGCUGCUCAAUUCCUAGCAAGAUAUCAAGAUGAUGCACCUUGCACCCAUCCAGCGUUAACGGUUCUUGCGCGACUUACAGCCGCAAUACAACGAUUACAAUCAAAUCAAUUAGACGAAAUGUUCUCAGCACUUACCGAAUUACGAGAUAUUGUACUAGAAAGUGAUAUAUCUCCCUUUGAAAUGAAUUAUAGUGGUCUUAUAAAAGCUUUGUUGAACUACCUCACAACCACAGACGCACCUGGAAAUCGUUACGAUCGUUUACGGAUGUUCUGGCAACUAUUUGCAGAAUCUACUAUACAGCAAGACAACAAUGUCGUAGAUCUUCAACCGGGAGCAUUCGGUGCUCUUGUUGCAAAAUUGAACAGUUGUGUUGCACAGUUGGAACAAUUUCCAGUAAAGGUUCAUGAUUUACCAGCAGGAUCCGGUGCUGGACGUGGAGGAACUAGUGCUCUUAAAUUUUUCAAUACGCAUCAGUUGAAGUGCAAUCUUCAGCGGCAUCCAGAUUGUAAUAAUUUAAAACAAUGGAAGGGAGGUACUGUAAAAAUAGAUCCUCUUGCGUUAGUGCAAGCAAUAGAAAGAUAUUUAAUGGUUCGUGGCUACGGUAGAAUACGGGAUGCAGAAUCUUUGGUUAGUGACGAUGAUAAUAGCGAGGAUGAUAUAGAUGAUACUUUGGCAGCAGUUGUUAUAAGUCAAGGCUCUGCAAAACACAAGCUCCAAUUUUUGAUAGGGGAUGAAGUAUUACCUUUUAAUAUGACCGUAUACCAGGCAGUAAGACAAUUUGGUUGUUCUGGUAUAGAUCAUUCAGAAGCAGAAGCAGAUGGUGAACCUCCUUUGGGACACGAUGCAGUAUGGGUGCAAACCCAUACGAUAUAUUACAGGAUACUCUUGAUCUUUGACUCAUCUGAUUGCCGAAGUUUGCAACAAGUGUACAAACCUGUACCAGAGGACGAGGCUACGACAUCUUCCAAACCAGGGUCGAGUUCACAGUGCGGUAGUAGAAAAGGCAAAGGCAAGAGUACAAAGAUCAGUUCAAAGCGAAAAGAAGAUAGUCUUUGGUUGGAAGGAAUAGUUCCAGCGCAACGAUGUCCACUUACUCCUUAUCUAUCUCCAUCUUUGCCACCAUCUGUAACCAUAUCGGAUGCUUCUUUAGACGGCUUAUGUCUAUUGCGGCUUCUACAUGCACUUAAUCGUCAUUGGGGAGUUCUAUUUCCUCAUCUGAAAAGUAUGAGCCUAUUAUCUCCACAAGAUUUCAUAAAUAACAAGAUAGCAGCAAAGGCGAGUAGACAACUGCAGGAUCCGUUAGUUAUUAUGACUGGAAAUUUGCCAUCAUGGUUGCAGCAAAUAGCAACAGUAUGCCCCUUUCUAUUUCCAUUUGAAACAAGGCAGUUGCUAUUGUACGCAACAUCCUUUGAUCGUGAUAGAGCACUCCAACGUCUUCUAGACUCUGCUCCAGAAUUGUCAGGAUCUGAUAGUCAAGAACGUGUUACUCCACGUUUAGAGAGAAGAAAAAGAACUAUUUCGAGAACGGACAUUUUAAAACAAGCGGAACAAGUUAUUCAAGAUUUAGCUUCCAGCAAAGCUCUUCUUGAAGUGCAAUAUGUCAACGAGGUCGGAACUGGCUUGGGCCCAACUUUAGAAUUUUAUGCGCUAGUCUCUAAAGAACUUCAACGUGCUGACUUGGAUCUCUGGCAUGGUAGUUCAAACCCUACGGAGACAGGUUACGUUAAUCCUAUACAUGGACUCUUCGCAACGCCAAUACCGUGGAGUACUAAAGUAUCGCAUCUUGCGAAACUCAAAACGAAAUUUAAAUUUCUUGGUAAAUUUAUGGCGAAGGCAAUAUAUGAUUCAAGAAUGUUGGAUCUACCAUUUAGUUUAACAUUUUAUCGUUGGUUAUUGGGAGAAGAACAUACGCUUACUUUAGCAGAUUUAGUAUACGUUUGUCCUGAUAUACAUCGUACCCUCACGAAAUUGCAAGAAGUGGUAAGACGAAAAGAAAUAAUGGAAAAGGAUCAAACUUUAAGAAUGACGGAAAGAGCGCAACGAAUCGAAGCGCUUGAUUUGGACGGUUGUCCUAUUUCUGAACUUGGACUUGUCUUCGAAUUACCAGGUUAUGAAAAUAUAGAACUAAGGAAAGGAGGAAGUGAUAUACCUGUCACUAUUCAUAAUUUGGAUCAAUAUAUCAAGUUGGUAACACAUUGGUUCCUCUACGAAGGAGUUUUUAGACAAAUGGAAGCAUUUCGAGAAGGAUUCGAAUCGGUAUUUCCACCAGCACAAUUACGAUUAUUUUUCCCAGAAGAAUUGGAAGCUGUAUUCUGCGGACACACACAAGGUGGUGGUCAAUGGGAUACAAAAACUCUUUUGGAAUGUUGUCGUACAGAUCAUGGUUAUACUCCAGAUUCUCGGGCUAUACGUUUCUUAUUUGAAGUCUUAUCCAAAUACAAUAGCGAAGAGCAAAGACAAUUUAUUCAAUUUGUUACUGGAUCACCACGAUUACCUGUUGGAGGCUUUAAAAGUUUGACCCCACCCUUAACGAUAGUGCGGAAAACUUUUGAUCCAUCUAUGAAAACCGAUGACUUUUUACCAUCUGUAAUGACUUGCGUAAACUAUUUAAAAUUGCCUGAUUAUACUACCUUGGAAAUAAUGCGGGAAAAAUUAAGAAUAGCAGCACAAGAAGGUCAACACUCAUUCCACCUUUCCUAGAAAUGGAUGGGAAAAUCACCGCCGCGUCUUUCUUUUUUCGCUGUCGCAUUAUAUUCAGGUUGAGACCAAUUCAAAUAUAUAUAAAAGAAAUUUUUUUUUAAAUUUCUCUUCUAUUCCAAAUCAACACAACGACAAAACACGGUUUUUAUACUUUGUAUAAAUUUGUUCGCAAUUUGUUUUAUUUUAAUUUGUCCAGACUUCUCUUUGUUCAUAAUGGGUUCAAACUAGAUGUUUAUCUUAUUACUACGUACGUUUCGGAAUGUGAUAUACUUUAUCAGAAAAAGUGCAAAAAAAAAUCAAUGAUGUUAGCCUCACCACGUAGGUUUUCUCUCUGUGGUGAUAUUAUGCGCUAGAUAAGCUUAAGUGCGCAACCUGAUUCUAGGAACUUAUCUUCGGUGUGUGUAAUGAUAAUAAAAAAAGGAAUGUAAAUAUAGUUUAAUGAGAACGCAAGUUUACAUAUAAAUACUUUAUAUUACGAUAGUAAAAAAAAAAACAAAAUUGAUAUUGCUAUAAAACUAUACUAUAACUAUAUAUAUAUAUAUGUAUUAUAUAUACAUAUAUACAUAUAUACAUAAAUAUAUAUAUAUAUACUUUAGCUCUCCCAGAGGACGUUUACUAGAUAUAAGUAAAUUUUAUAUCAGUGAUGCAUUUAGCAUCGCCAUGUGUAUCGCCAAUCUUAUGCCUCAUAAUCUACGAGGAAUUUAUGAGCUAAAAUCAGUAAAGAAAAUACAUGCUGCUACAAAGUAGCACAUGUUUUACAUCUCAACUGCAAAGAGAGCGCCAACUCGUGAAUGUGUGGCAGCAUAAUAUCAUCCUUUGUGCCCUCUUUUCUCUCAUGAUAUAGAUCGAUCUCUUAUGUUCGCCGCUUAAUCUACGGCACUUGCGAGCAUUGCACUAAUUUCGUGCAACACUCCUAUAUAUUUAAAUUUAUAAUCUACGUAUCAUUAAUUAAUUAUUAUAUUAUUUGAUAUCUUUAUUCUAGGUAAGAUAGUCGAAUUAUUACUUUACUUAACUGUGUAAGGAUGCAGCCAGCAUCGUCAGACCGUAUUCCCAUCGUGGUUGUGCGAACAGAAGAAAAUUCUUAUGUCCACUUAAAUACAGGCCAAGCAUCAUAUUUAUGGAAAAAAACAACAAAAAAUAAAACAAAAUGUAAGACUCUGUAUAAUACGAAAUAGAAAAGUUAUCAAUUAUAAGCGAA